Molecule: messenger RNA, 3204 nt
Organism: Phacochoerus africanus (Common warthog)
Lineage: Eukaryota; Metazoa; Chordata; Mammalia; Artiodactyla; Suidae
Gene: NIPAL4
Product: NIPA like domain containing 4
Exons: 6
Coding region: 1219-2433 (404 amino acids)
Biological process (GO): magnesium ion transport
Cellular component (GO): membrane
Molecular function (GO): magnesium ion transmembrane transporter activity
Source: RefSeq, a predicted model, not a curated record
GAUAUCCUAUGGUAUUUGUCUUCCUCUGUCUAGUAGAUAACUGCUCUUAAAAGCUACUCCCUCCAGAAGGUCAGGGACCUGCCAGAACUGGCCACUGCUUUCUUGGCAGUCCCAACUCCUCACCGCUGGGAGCAGGAGUUUACUUCAGCCUCGGACACCAGGCUUAGUGAGGCUAUUGGAAGUACGCACGUCCACGUCUGAGCUGAGACCCCAGGCCAAGGUACUUUGCCUCAUUUUCCUUUCCGGAAGUAAUAAAACCAGAGUAUGUUGGUCAUGAGGAGUAAAUGAACUGGGAUUUUUUUUUAGCAGUAACAACUGUGUCUGGCCCAUAGCAAGCACUGCACAAGUGUUUUUACCCUGUAGCUCAGUGUUUCUCUAACCUUUUUCCUAUCACCCACAGUAACAUAUACUUUCCAUCAUCACUAUUUUUCUUUCUAAUGUUGAUGUAAAUAACACCAGUCUCUAGAUGGUUGAUCCCAUUUUGUUUCCCUUAUUAAUAUAUUAAGUUCUUGGGGGACAGGGACUAUGUCUUAUUCAUUUUGGUCUCUGAUUACUUCAUUUCCUUCUUUCAUUGAGUUUAUCAAGCUUCUAUUACCCAUUCAUUCCGCAUAUAUGUGUGGACCAUUUAUGGAGCACCUACUAUGUGCGGGACAUGUAUUAAUGCCCUGGGACAGAUCAGACCUACCUCGAAUGAGUAAAUAAGACAGGGAGGUAGGAAGUCGGGAAGGCAGGCAGGAAAGAAAAAAUCUAGGGUCCUAGAUGCCCCUGGCCAGCGGUACCCCCUUUUAACCCCCAUGCUCGCACUUCUACCUGGGCCAGAAAAUUGCUUCCUCUCCUAACAAACUGGAGUGCAUCGAUUGUGUCACUGGGGACGAAACUGGGUGCUGGUCCCAGCAUCGCCCAGGGACCCGCCCCAUCGCCUCCAGCCGGGGCGCGGCCACAGUGACUCUGGCUCCGGGAGCCAGGAGCCGGCAGCCUCCGCGCCCCUCUGCCGGCAGCUUGAGCACUGGGCCCCCGGCCCAUGGAGUUGCCCAAGACUCCGGGUGACUCCUCCCCAGGGACCCUCCCCUUCUGGGGCACGUCAUUUUCCCCACCCCCAGGUCUCGACCCCUGCGGUUCCUCGCAAGCCUGCAAGCCGGGGACAAGUCUCAGCCCCCUGCUCGGGAGCCGGGGCGCCGGGGAGCCGGGGCGCCAUCCAGGUGCGAGCGCCCAGGGCCCAUGGAGCUGCCGGCCAGCAACACCAGCUGCGAGAACGGUUCCCUGAUCAGCCUCUACUGCUCCUCCCAAAAAGUCCUGUGCCAGAUCGUCGGUGGCCUCAGCCCUGAGGUGCCCAGCAAUGUCACCUCUAACAGCUGGCAGGAGAGGUUCAGGCAGAACUACAGCUUCUAUGUCGGCUUGGGGCUGGCCUUCCUGUCUAGCUUUCUCAUUGGCAGCAGCGUCAUCCUCAAGAAGAAGGGCCUCCAGCGGCUGGUGGCCUCGGGGGCCACACGGGCUGUGGACGGAGGCUACGGCUACCUGAAGGAUGCGAUGUGGUGGGCUGGAUUUCUCACCAUGGCUGCCGGAGAAGUUGCCAACUUCGGGGCCUACGCAUUUGCUCCUGCGACAGUCGUCACACCUCUGGGAGCACUGAGUGUCCUCAUAAGUGCCAUCUUCUCCUCCUAUUUCCUGGGAGAGUGUCUAAAUCUGCUGGGGAAGCUGGGCUGUGUGAUCUGUGUGGCCGGCAGCACAGUGAUGGUGAUACAUGCCCCCGAGGAAGAGAAGAUUACCACCAUCAUGGAGGUGGCUGCCAAGAUGAAAGACACAGGGUACAUCGUGUUUGCUGUGCUCCUGCUGGUGUUCUGCCUCAUCCUCAUCUUCAUCGUCGCCCCACGUUACGGACAAAGGAACAUCCUCAUUUACAUCGUCAUCUGCUCUGUGAUCGGGUCCUUCUCUGUAUCCGCCGUCAAGGGCCUGGGCAUCACCAUUAAGAACUUCUUCCAGGGGCUGCCAGUGGUGCGGCACCCUCUGCCCUACAUCCUGUCCCUCAUCCUGGCACUCUCGCUCAGCACUCAGGUCAAUUUCCUCAACCGGGCGCUGGACAUCUUUAACACCUCCCUGGUGUUCCCCAUCUACUAUGUGUUCUUCACCACGACAGUGGUGACCUCCUCCGUCAUCCUCUUCAAGGAGUGGCACAGCCUGUCCGCCGUGGACAUCGCGGGCACCCUCUCCGGCUUUGUCACCAUCAUCCUGGGUGUGUUCAUGCUUCAUGCGUUCAAAGACCUGGACAUCAGCCAGAUCAGCUUGCCCCACAUGCACAAAAACCCAAGCCCACCUCCCGCCCCAGAGCCCAGCGUCAUUAGACUCGAAGACAAGAAUGUCCUCGUGGAUAACAUAGAACUCUCCAGCACCCCAUCACCAGAAGAGAAGCCCAAAGUGUUUAUCAUCCAUUCGUAAAGCUUGGAAUGCGUGAGUGAGCGGAUGAGCCCUGUGGUACAGCCUGACUUCUCAAUUGCAGAGCCACCUGGCAAUUUUCAGCAUAACUCUUAACCAACGGGCUCUCUUUUCCUGAGAGUUUCAUUUAUACCUCAUCGCUGUUUCCGGGAGGAAAAUCCCUACCCAGUGAGCAGUGGUGGCAGAACUUCCUGGAAACACAGCCUCAGUGACCAAAUGCCCUACUUUACAUUGGUGCCAGCAGGUCUCCUGGACCUCCCGGACCACUUGUUUCCUCGGUGCCAUCUCCAUGUUGUUGGGAAGAAGCUAGAAUGUGACCUGUUGAAUGUAGCAUAGCCAAGAACUUCCCUAAAACGUUGGUCGUCAGGAAAUCCUUUGCACUAGUUCUCCUCCUGAGACUGACCGGCUCACCCCUCCUGAGCCCGGGGACAAAGUGCAGCUGGUGGGUGCCCAGAGAGCCAUUCGCCACACCCCCACUUGGAACUAAUAGGCACACAACUAUUGUAAAAUGUCUUGUUGCUUCUGCUGCCGCAUCCUCAGAGACAGAAGCAAGACCUCAGCUGACCUUCUCACUGUGAAAGCCACCUACCACCUCAGGGAGCCAUUUCUAUCAGCCCCCAUUCCCAGAGCUCUCUGGCCUGGAGGUCAGCAUCCGUUUCCAUCCACGCCACCCACAUCCCUGCCCCCUCCCUCUCUAGAUGCAUCCUAAGGACUUGGGCAGUUAUCUUCGAAUGCACACCACCACAGUAACAACAAAAGAUGCUUUACAGCCAA